CUGAGCGAUUUUACUAAGUUUUUUUUUACUAGUUAAAGUGGGACUAACCAACCUGCAGGAUUGUGGAGAUGGAAUGAAAGCAGCAGCUAGUUAAGGCACUUAGCACAUUGUAGGCACCCAGCUGAGUGACAGCUGACAGAGGUCUAUUAUUAUCCCAGGAAAUGUCAUUGAAAACCUGAAAGGAAAUUUUAAUGUCAUUAUUAUAAGAGGGCCACCACAUAGAUUUUGCUCAGGCGUCUAAUACAGAACUUGGCUGUGUUGUCCUGCCUCAGAGAAGAAACUCCUCUUGCAGGCCUUGCCUGGGUUGCAGCCUUUGAGAACAAGGGAAGGUCGGCACAAUAUCAACCGCAACACAGCAUGGGAUUUCCGGAGAGGUCUUAUUUCGAGACUUUAUAAAGAACAAGAACCACAUGGACUUCUGCAUGGGAAAUUGAACUGGCCUGAGGCUGAGGGGAAGGAUGAUGUGUGCCCAACCUGUACCUAACACCACGGAGAUCAGGUGGCAGAAAGUCUUAUAUGAGCGACAGCCCUUUCCCGAUAACUACGUGGACCAGCGGUUCCUGGAAGAGCUCCGGAAGAACAUCCAUGCCCGGAAAUACCAGUAUUGGGCUGUGGUAUUUGAAUCCAGCGUGGUGAUACAGCAGCUGUGCAGCGUCUGCGUUUUUGGGGUCAUCUGGUGGUAUAUGGACGAGGGUCUUCUGGCCCCGCACUGGCUUUUAGGGACUGGCCUGGCUUUGUCACUGACUGGCUAUGUUUUGUUCGAUCUCCUUGAUGGAGGUGAAGGACGGAGGAAGAGUGGGCGGACCCGGUGGGCUGACCUCAAGAGCGCCCUGGUCUUUAUUACUUUCACGUACGGUUUCUCGCCCGUGCUGAAGACCCUGACAGAGUCUGUCAGCACGGACACCAUCUACGCCAUGUCAGUCUUUAUGCUCUUAGGCCACCUAAUCUUCUUCGACUAUGGUGCCAAUGCUGCCAUUGUGUCCAGCACCCUGUCCUUGAAUAUGGCCAUCUUUGCUUCUGUCUGCCUGGCCUCACGCCUGCCCCGGACCCUGCAUGCCUUCAUCAUGGUGACAUUUGCCAUCCAGAUUUUUGCCCUGUGGCCCAUGUUACAGAAGAAACUGAAGGCAUGUACUCCCCGCUGCUAUGUGGGAGUCACAUUGCUCUUUGCAUUCUCAGCCUUGGGGGGCCUGUUGUCCAUUAGUGCGGUGGGAGCCACCCUCUUUGCACUUCUGCUGGUGUCUAUCUCCUGCCUCUGCCCUUUUUACCUCAUUCGCUUACAGCUUUUUAAAGAAAACAUUCAUGGGCCUUGGGAUGAGGCUGAGAUCAAAGAAGACUUGUCCAGGUUCCUCAGCUAAGUGAGGGAACUCCGUUUUGUUAUUCAGGCAAGCUGAUAGACUAGCCUCCCAAGUAGGAUCCAAUCGAAGGCAGAGUUCCAUUCUGGAAGCAGCAGGCUGAUGUGGUGGGAGAACAGAGAUCCAAAGAAGAAGUGAACCAAAGGCUUUGGUGGUGAAGGUGCUUGUCCUUUCUGUUGCUUGGUGGAUGAAAAAGCUUUCUGGGGCCCUCGGGCAUGGUUACCUCCCAUGUCUUACUCACUAUAACAAAGGAAGUGAUGUGGUUUCUAUUUAUUAAAAACUAACAACAUAUCCAGCAAA
This is a messenger RNA of Myotis brandtii (Brandt's bat), 1652 nucleotides long. RefSeq names its product phosphatidylinositol glycan anchor biosynthesis, class C (gene PIGC). The coding region runs from base 459 to 1355 and encodes 298 amino acids. Gene Ontology annotation, biological process: GPI anchor biosynthetic process. The record is from RefSeq and is a predicted model, not a curated record. NCBI's taxonomy places the organism in Eukaryota, Metazoa, Chordata, Mammalia, Chiroptera, Vespertilionidae. The transcript has 2 exons. Gene Ontology annotation, cellular component: glycosylphosphatidylinositol-N-acetylglucosaminyltransferase (GPI-GnT) complex; membrane.